Molecule: messenger RNA, 1658 nt
Organism: Chrysochloris asiatica (Cape golden mole)
Lineage: Eukaryota; Metazoa; Chordata; Mammalia; Afrosoricida; Chrysochloridae
Gene: TCAIM
Product: T cell activation inhibitor, mitochondrial
Exons: 10
Coding region: 1-1491 (496 amino acids)
Cellular component (GO): mitochondrion
Source: RefSeq, a predicted model, not a curated record
AUGUUUUGCAACCUAAGAUCUAUAAGAAGGUUAUGUCUACAGAAGACAUUUCCACACUGGUUUCUUUACUCAAGAUCUUUAUCAGGAGCUGAAGCGGUCAAUGCCUUGAGGCCUUUCUAUUUUGCAGUGCAUCCAGAUUUCUUUGGACAACACCCCCGAGAAAGGGAAGUCAAUGAAAAUUCUCUUAAGAGAUUAAGUGUCUACUUAGAAAACCUCCAGAAACCAGACUUCAAGUCUUUGAAACCAACUCAGCUUACAUUUUAUGUCAGAGUAACAGAACAGAAUUCUUCUGAUGGCCAGGAGCCCUUUAGUACUUCCGGAUUUCGAGCUGUCAAAUUUACUUUGCACACCAGAGAUCUACAAAGCACAGUAUUAGAUAUUCUCAACUCCUGCAGUUUAUCUACUGAACACCUCCAGAGCUUGAAUACUCAUGUGCAUGUUCAACCUCUCAAGAAAGCUAAAAGGAUGCCUGACAGGCCCAUCAAAUGGGACAAGUCUUACUACUCCUUUACGGGAUUCAAGGACCCUAACGAAGAACUUGAGCACGUUUCGAAAAUGGAAACAACCCUUAUAUCCUGGUUAGAUAGUAAUGAAAAAAGUGCUCUUAAAAAGCUAAAGAAUAGUUUGCCGCUAAGAAAAGAACUAGAGCGACUCAAAGAUGAGUUAUCUCAACAACUGCAGCUCUCAGACAUCAGGUGGCAGAGGAGCUGGGGGAUCGCCCAUCGCUGUAGCCAACUGCAUAGUUUAGGCCGAUUAGCACAGCAGAACGUGGAAACACUUAAAACUGCAAAAGGAUGCACGCUAAUAUUUACAGACUGUUCUGGGAUGAGUGCCGGGGGUCAUGUGAUGCUGGGAACAAUGGACGUCCAUCAUCACUGGACAAAGCUUUUUGAAAGAUUGCCAAGUUAUUUUGACCUCCAAAGGCGGCUGAUGCUUUUAGAAGACCAAAUAAGCUAUCUUCUAGGUGGCAUCCAAGUUGUUUAUAUUGAAGAAUUACAGCCAGUAUUGACACUUGAGGAAUAUUAUUCUCUUCUUGAUGUCUUCUAUAAUAGGCUAUUAAAAAAUAGAAUGCCUUUUCAUCCUCGAAGCCUGCGUGGUUUACAAAUGAUCCUUAACAGUGACAGAUAUGCGCCAAGCUUGCAUGAACUUGGACAUUUUAACAUCCCAAUCCUCUGUGAUCUAGCAAGCUUCCAAUGGUUUAUUCUCGCCAAAGCCCAGCAAGCAAGAGAGAACAUGAAAAGAAAGGAAGAGUUAAAAGUUAUUGAAAAUGAACUGAUACAGGCUUCAACAAGGAAGUUUUCUCUGGAGAAGUUGUACAAGGAGCCCAGCGUUUCUAGUAAACAAAUGGUGGAUUGUUGUAGGAGAUUGCUAGAACAGUCCCUGCCUUACCUCCAUGGGAUGCAUGUCUGCGUUUCACAUUUUUACUCUGUUAUGCAAGAUGGAGACCUUUGUAUUCCUUGGAAUUGGAAGAAUGGAGAAGCCUCUAAGUAACAAAGAAAUCUGUAUUCUUUUUUAAAGAGAUAAAAAAAAAGAACUAUUAAGUUAAACUUAUUUAAAUCCACAAUUUGAUAUAACAGUAUUAUUAUACUUAUAAGAACAACAUUUCUAAUUGCUGCUUUAAAUGUAGACCUUUUUAAAGAAAUGUAUUUCUACUAGGA